AGAGUGCGCCCCCGAGACAUCCGGGUCCCUCCCUGCCGCCCCGCGCUGCUUGGCCCGGCCGGAGCCCGGAGGCAAGAUGGCGGUGGAGUCGCGGGUCACGCAGGAGGAGAUUAAGAAGGAGCCCGAGAAGCCCAUCGACAGGGAGAAGACGUGCCCGCUGCUGCUGCGGGUCUUCACCACCAACAACGGGCGGCACCACCGCAUGGACGAGUUCUCCCGCGGCAACGUGCCCUCCAGCGAGCUGCAGAUCUACACCUGGAUGGAUGCAACUUUAAAAGAGCUGACCAGUUUAGUGAAAGAGGUCUACCCAGAAGCACGGAAGAAGGGCACACACUUCAAUUUUGCAAUAGUUUUUACAGAACUCAAGAGACCCGGUUAUAGGGUGAAGGAGAUUGGCAGCACAAUGUCAGGCAGAAAGGGCACAGAUGAUUCCAUGACUCUGCAGUCUCAGAAGUUCCAGAUUGGAGACUACUUGGAUAUAGCAAUUACUCCUCCAAAUCGUGCACCGCCCCCAUCAGGACGCAUGAGACCAUACUAAGUGACAAAGUGUCACUUUGUUUAAAACUGAUCACGUAUAUUUCCCUUUGAUAGUACUUGCUGCUUGAAACAGGCUCUUUUUUGUUUUUAUUGCUAAGCAAGAACAUCUGAGAACACACUUAAGCCUUGGAAACAUGAGUUACUUUUAAAUCUUUAUUUUACUCUGUUUAGAAGGAAAAUAUCUUUUAGCAGCUUCAUAAUCCUUUUCAUAGUAGUUAUGGUUUGAAAAGUAGGAAUGUUCAGUGUUUCACAGUCUCUAAAAUAUGAGCAGCAUAACAUAGAAGUGUUCUUUUCUGUUAGAAACUGUCAUGUUUGGAACAAAUAUAUUGCUAUGUCAUCCAAAAUUUAGUGUCUGUUUUUAAAGAUUAAAUCAGGUCUGCGUAAUAAGUGUUUAAUUAAACUGUUAAUGUCAGGAGUUGUUUCAACAAAUUGUGGCCUCUAAAAUGGGGAGUGAAGCUUUCCCUGAAUGACCCUGUAACUGACUCCUUUGUGGGAUGAAUGGAGUUAAUGGGGUGUUUAACUCUGCAAAGUCAUAAGAAAAUUGGGCUUUAAGUCUUUUUAAGAUAAUUUCAUCUUUAGUGGUAAGUCUUUCUCAGCUGAGUGAGAUUCAGGGAAAGACAUGGUAUCUUCUAAAUUGAUGUAGCUGUUUCAGAUUGUAGAGAAACUGGCAAAACUGGUUAGCUAAUUGAUCUAAGGCAUAAAUACACCACAUUGUAAAAUGUCAGUUGGCGAGAGAUCUAAAAAUCUUAAAUUCCAAAUGCUACGGUUACGUUGAAUAUUUCUUAGGGAUGUUACUAUACUACGAAACUUCACUGUUCAAAGUAUGUCAUGCUCCUUGGUUAAUCUUUUGAAGAAGUAAACAAUCCCUUUCUUGCUCA
Molecule: messenger RNA, 1415 nt
Organism: Malaclemys terrapin pileata
Lineage: Eukaryota; Metazoa; Chordata; Testudines; Emydidae
Gene: SAP18
Product: Sin3A associated protein 18
Exons: 4
Coding region: 77-538 (153 amino acids)
Biological process (GO): negative regulation of DNA-templated transcription
Cellular component (GO): nucleus
Molecular function (GO): transcription factor binding; transcription corepressor activity
Source: RefSeq, a predicted model, not a curated record